This is a messenger RNA of Schistosoma haematobium, 1512 nucleotides long. Its product is annotated as tumor protein D52. The transcript has 7 exons. Lineage: Eukaryota; Metazoa; Platyhelminthes; Trematoda; Strigeidida; Schistosomatidae. Gene Ontology annotation, cellular component: cytoplasm. Bases 108 to 869 code for a protein of 253 amino acids. The record is from RefSeq and is a predicted model, not a curated record.
UCGAGGUGACGCGCCAAUCAUUUUACAACAGUUUGACCUUGAAGUGCUCAGCGACCUCCAUCAGUGGACGAGACCCCUGAAGCGUUGCCCCUCACAUCAGACCUCAAAUGAAUCUAGCAUAUCUUGACGACAAGGAUGAAUGUAAUGACAUCGCUAUUGGUAUCGAUAUUUCAGAGGAUUACAGUCAAACAAACAAUGUGUCUGGUGAUUCACUCAUUAAAAUGAGAGCACAAUGGACUGAAGAAUUAAAGCAAGUCGAAGAUGAAAUUCAAACACUGCGACAAGUCUUAUUAUCUAAAUUUCGUCGGCAGCAGUUUUUAAAGCGCCAGCUUGGUAUAACACCAAUUGAAGAACUAAAAAGUGAGGUUAAACAAGGUCUAGAUACUUUGCGAACCAGUGAUGCAUAUCUUAAAACAUCAGCUGUUGUAAAAACUGCUAAGGAUAAGACAUCAGCUGCAUUAUUUGAGAAAUGGAACUUAUUACGACAAACUAAUACAUACAAAUCCUUGGAGAAUAAAGUGGGUUCAGCGUGUCUCAAUGUUUACGGCAAAUUGACGCGUUCUAAAACAUUAUCAAGUGGUACUGAACAAAUCAGUAAUUCUGAAAACACUACUAAUACUACUUUUGCAACAGCAGAAAUCACAACGAAAUCGUGUAAUUUAAGGACAAAUAGUAAUAAUUCAGUUCCUCAAUCAGUAUCAGUUAUAUCAUCAUUAUCAACGUCGUCGUCGUUCAAUCCCAAUGAUUCGAAUGGUAAUAAUUACGAUGAGAAUAAUAUCGAAAUAAAUGAAAAUGAUUCUAUACAUUUUGAUCAAUUACUCAACGACGAUAUAUUAUUACAUUCAAAUAGAAUAGAUAAUAAGAAAUAAUUAUAAAGACCAUAAAUCUUAACUAUUUCACAAUAUCCAUUAUAUAUUCAGUUUUGUAUUGUUAUGUUAUUCAACUUAAUUUUGUGAUAAAUGUACAUCUUGUUUUUAGGAUUAAUACAACAUAUCAAUUUUUCUUUUUUUUGGGGGGGGGGAGUAUUUGUAACGCUAACUGUGAUCCCGUUAUCGUUUUUCUUCAUUCAGUUCUACAUACACUAAAUUGUUGGUUUUUUUUAAAUUAUCUAAAUAGUUUAUCUGUAUUAAUAACGUUUUUGUGUUUAUCAUAUUUAUAAAUAUCAAUCAUCUUAUAUUCUUGACAUUUUGUGGUAUUUGUGCUCUUCUGUUGUCUUAUACCAAUUAAAAACCAAAGUUAUAGGACAGUGGAUAUUAUCAUCGACCCAUAGUCUCUUUCUCACAAUAAGCGUUACCAUACUUCUAAUGCAAAUACGCGUUUUUUUUUCGGAGUUUUGUACUGCUCAGUGAAUUUUAAGAAUUUUUCCGGCUUCUAUGACAACUUUUAUUGCCAUGUUGUGUUUGUGAAUCUUCAUAGACUGAAGUGGCUAAGACAUGUGUUACGUAUAUUUACUUACCCUUUACCUCGACGGGUAAUGUUUACUUGUAUGGAAGUACGUUGGAAAUAAGCAAG